AUGGCCUUUUGGAAGCCAGGUAGUAUUGCUCCAGGGAGUCAUCAAGACCGUGAUGGCGACACUGAGAAUACUGUAGCUGUAUAUAAUGCAUACGAUGGAACUCUACCUCUCAGUCAGCAACGAUUGAGGUUGCCAAUCGCCAAAAACAAGGAUCAUUUACUUUAUCUGGUGGAAAAGUAUCAGGUUGUGGUGGUCGUUGGUCAAACUGGAUCUGGAAAGACAACUCAGGUGCCACAGUAUCUACAUGAAGCUGGCUGGACUGCGGAAGGUCGAGUUGUAGCUUGCACUCAGCCUCGACGAGUCGCUGCCACAACAGUCGCUGCCAGAGUAGCAGAAGAAAUGGCUGUACCUAUUGGAACUACUGUAGGCUACUCGGUUCGCUUUGAUGAAAAGACACAUCCAACCGCGACAAGGAUCAAAUACAUGACUGACGGAAUGCUGUUUCGAGAAGCCAUGUUGGAUCCACUCUUGUCGAAAUAUAGUGUCGUCAUGGUGGAUGAAGCUCAUGAACGGAGUCUGUAUACUGAUAUUCUAGUUGGCAUUCUUAAAAAGAUUUUGAAGAAACGAGAGGAAUUGCGAGUGAUUAUCUCAUCAGCCACAAUUGACGCUGAAGCCUUUCAGGGCUUUUUCAAUACAAAUAUGACACCAGACAGGACUUUGGAUAGUGCCGUAAUCAUGUCGUUGGAAGGAAGAAUGUAUCCUGUUGAUAUUCAUUAUCUCAAGGAAGCAACAUCAGAUUAUCUGGAAACCGCAGUGGACGUGACGUUUUCUAUUCACUCUCAAGAAGCUCCCGGUGACAUUUUAAUCUUCCUCACAGGAAAGGAGGAGAUUGACACUGUUUCUUCACUCAUCACAGAGCGAGCAGUCAUGUUGGAUUCCAAGGCCAUGCAAAUUCAAGCUCUGCCGAUUUACGGAGGUUUGCAAAUGGACGAGCAAUUAGAAGUCUUCAAGCCAGCAUCUCCUCAUACUCGCAAAGUCGUCAUUGCGACGAAUAUUGCUGAAGCUUCGAUUACGAUCGAGGGGAUUGUCUAUGUCAUUGAUUCUGGAUUCAUUCGAGCCUAUAAUCCAAAAACUGGAAUGGAAAGUCUGAUUGUCGUCCCAACAUCACAAGCAUCUGCUCAACAACGUGCAGGAAGAGCAGGACGAACCAGACCUGGAAAAGCUUAUAGACUGUAUACAGAAGAAGCGUUCGAUAAGCUUCCUGGUAACAAUGUGCCUGAAAUGCAAAGGAGCAACCUAGCUACAGUCAUUCUUCAACUGAAAGCAUUGGGCAUUGAAAAUGUUUUGAGAUUUGAUUUCCUGACUGCUCCACCAGCUAUGAUGAUGAUACGUGCUUUGGAGCUGUUGUAUUCUCUGAAAGCGUUGGAUGAUUACGGUCGUCUCACGAUGCCGUUCGGUGUCAGUCUAGCUGAAUUUCCUCUAGAUCCUUUAAUGGCUACAGUGCUUCUCAACUCUCAUCGAUUCAAGUGCAGUGAAGAGGUCUUGACCAUAGCUGCCAUGGUAUCCGUUCAGAAUGUCUUUUACACUCCAGCUAGUCAGCGGUAUGAAGCUGACGAGCAGAAACGGAAGCUGGCUGUAGAGGAAGGAGAUCAUAUUACAUACAUCAAUGUUUACAAUGCGUUCCUCAAAUCCGCAAAAUCACGUAAAUGGUGUGGCCAACGCUUCAUCAAUUACAAUUCAAUGAUGCGAGCUGUAUCAGUGCGUGCUCAGCUCGCUAAGUACCUUACUCGAUUCAAAUUGGAUCCCACGCUAUCGUGUCAGGGAGAUACAGUCAUGUUGCGGAAGUGUUUGGUGUCGGGAUACUUUUCACAGGCUGCGAGGUUGCAUGUGGAUGGUACUUUUAGGACUGUGCGUGAUGAUGUGGUUUUGAAUAUACAUCCAAACAGUGUGCUGUUUCGACGCUCGCCGAAUUGGAUUAUAUUCCAUGAAGUUGUUGAGACCACAAAGUUUUUCAUGAGAGACGUCACAGUUAUAGAAUCAUCCUGGCUUACGGAACUUGCGCCCCAUUUCUAUCAAGAAAUAUCAAAAGCACGCUGA
Molecule: messenger RNA, 2037 nt
Organism: Synchytrium microbalum
Lineage: Eukaryota; Fungi; Chytridiomycota; Chytridiomycetes; Synchytriales; Synchytriaceae
Exons: 16
Coding region: 1-2037 (678 amino acids)
Cellular component (GO): intracellular anatomical structure; catalytic step 2 spliceosome
Molecular function (GO): RNA binding; ATP binding
Source: RefSeq, a predicted model, not a curated record